Molecule: messenger RNA, 2416 nt
Organism: Myxocyprinus asiaticus (Chinese sucker)
Lineage: Eukaryota; Metazoa; Chordata; Actinopteri; Cypriniformes; Catostomidae
Gene: cnksr3
Product: cnksr family member 3
Exons: 13
Coding region: 190-1833 (547 amino acids)
Biological process (GO): regulation of signal transduction
Cellular component (GO): membrane; cytoplasm
Molecular function (GO): protein binding
Source: RefSeq, a predicted model, not a curated record
UGCGUGCGUGCGUGUAUGUCGUGUAGUUUCGGUCCGUGCCAUGGGUAGAUCUGUGCUGUUCCUAUGAUUUGACCACCAUCAGUGUUCAGUUGUUAGACAUGAGAAGUUCCCGUAUAGUGCUGGAAACUUUUCUUUACUUUAGUGAGUUUGAGAACUUGCCAGAAACUUUUUGAUCAUCGAAACAAAAUAAUGGAGCCCAUUACAAAGUGGACACCGACUCAGGUUGUGGACUGGAUCAGAGGGCUGGAUGACAGUCUACAGCAAUAUGUUCUGAACUUUGAGAGAGAGAAGAUAGAUGGAGAGCAGCUUCUGAAGAUCAGCCAUCAGGAUCUGGAGGAACUGGCAGUGAACCGCGUUGGCCAUCAGGAGCUCAUUCUGGAGGCUGUGGAUCUCCUCUGUGCAUUGAACUGUGGUGUGGAGACUGAUAACUUGAAAACUCUGGUCGGUCAGACGCAAGCAGCAUCCAAUAACCUGCACAACUGUGCAUCAGAGCGCAGGAAAAACCCUUCUUAUGAUGGAGGCUGUCCAGACAAACCACCUAACAUGUUCCUUACAGCUGUUGUGGAGCUGAUAGGAACUGCCAAGGGUAUGCUUGCUUGGCUUGACAGGACUCCCCUCACUGGUGUCAGUGAUUUCACUUCGACCAAGAACAGAAUCAUUCAGCUCUGUCUGGAACUGACCACAACUGUACAGAAGGAUUGCACAGUGUUUGAAAUGGAGGAGAAGAUAUUAGAAGUGUCACGGGUGUUGACUGGCAUUUGUGAUGCUACCAUGAGGAUGACCUCUGACCCUUUGAAGAGUCACAUGACCUGUUUGGAGGAAGUCCACAUCAGCAAUAUUAAUCCGGGCGAGGGACUGGGAAUGUACAUCAAAUCCACUUACGAUGGGCUACACGUCAUUACUGGAACCACAGAAAAUUCUCCAGCAGACAGAACUCAGCGGAUCCAUGCAGGCGAUGAGGUGGUACAAGUAAACAGACAAACAGUGGUGGGCUGGCAGUUGAAGAAUCUGGUGUCAAAGCUCAGAGAAGAUCCUGAGAAGGUGACACUGAUAGUGAAGAAGAGACCCUCAGGUACCUGCGGCUUUACUCCUGCACCCUUGAAGAACAUGCGCUGGAGACCGCCUGUCGUCCAGAGCCCAUUGUAUGUGCCUGUUGCCCAGUCAUCUAGAAAUCCUGCACAGAUCUCAACCAAGCGGCCGGAGAAACCUGCUAUUUUAGAUCUGUAUAUUCCUCCUCCCCCCUCCAUGCCGUACAGCCCACGAGAUGAAGAGACGAGUGAAUGUACAGGUGUAAAGAUCAGACCAAAAGGGUCAGAGUCACCAAACUCAUCUCUGGACUUAGCUAGCAGGCGGCGUUCCAACAUCGCAGAAUACAACAGCAAACCCAGCGUGAGCCCACCAGAGAUUGUUGUCCCACAGGCGCGACUGAGACAGCGCACCCCCUCUAGAGGAAAGCCCCGUCCCAUGUCCAUGCCAGUAGACACUUGCCUAGGUGUGUCGGAUUCCCCCUCCAGACCCUGGGGUCUUGGAAGGAAAGGUGAUGAGGUGUUGCACAGGUAUCUGAGUAAUGAACAGAUCCCCACCAUCUCUGAAGAGUCGCCAUGUUUCCCACUGCCCUACCGCCCCAUGGGUGAAAGGCAGCUCGUCCGAGGGGUCGACCAUAUCCGUGGCAGCCAGUGUUUCAUCAAUGCAGACCUUCACAACAGCGCCACCAUCCCCUACCAAGAAGGGGUUGCUCAGAAGACCUCUGCACUUAAAUCCUCUAAGAGACCACCGUCAGAGCCCUCACUGCUUAACAGCUGGAUUGCCCGACUCAAGCUGCUCACACGCUGACUUUGUUUUCAUGUCGCUGCUGUCUCCUGCACCUGCACUCAACUAUUACAAGGCAGUCUGCCAUCCGUGUGCAGUAUUAUCAAUGAAAAUUCAAGAGUGUUCCAUGGGAUCACUCAGGAAUGUUCCAUAGGAUCCUCAAAAAUUGAGCCUGAGAAAUCUGUUGAAAUUCAGUUUGGUCAGUUUUGCAGACAUCCUCAGGAUAAUGUCUGUUACUUCAGUUAAAGUUUUGUCAGCAUGAAAGACACUACUGAGAACGCUCUCUCUGUGAAAGAUAAAUCAGGUCUUUUAAAGGAUUUUCACUUGCCUCUUUAAGUGACUAUCAUUAUUAUUUAAUUUGUAAAAAAUAUUGUAUAUUCUAAAUACUGGUCCAACUUAAUUUCUGCUUGCUAAAAUGUUUUGAUAUGCUUUUGUGAGUUAAAGCUAUUUCAUCUCUGAAAUGAGGAAAGAAACUACAGUUAAAAUCAGAAGUUUACAUACACCUUAGCCAAAUACAUUUAAACUCAGUUCCUAACAUUUUAACAAUUGUCAGGAAUUGUGUAUAUAUAUAUAUAUAUAUAUAUAUAUAUAUAUAUAUAUAUAUAUU